Trichosurus vulpecula (common brushtail) is the source of this 10657-nucleotide messenger RNA. It is a transcript of the gene MAP4, whose product is annotated as microtubule associated protein 4. Gene Ontology annotation, biological process: microtubule cytoskeleton organization; neuron projection development. Gene Ontology annotation, cellular component: neuron projection. Gene Ontology annotation, molecular function: microtubule binding. The record is from RefSeq and is a predicted model, not a curated record. Lineage: Eukaryota; Metazoa; Chordata; Mammalia; Diprotodontia; Phalangeridae. Bases 80 to 6619 code for a protein of 2179 amino acids. The transcript has 22 exons.
AGAUAAGAAAUCUUCAGAGAAAUAGAAAGGAUAUUAAAUAACAGUAUCUACUUAUCAGGGGCAGAUUCAGUGUUGAAGAAUGGCUCAUUUUGACAAUAGCCUCAGCCUGGAAGAUGCUCUAACUGAAACACCACCAGAAAUUGAGGAAGAGAUAAAACGGGACUUCAUGAGCACACUAGAAGCAGAGGCAUAUGAUGAUGUGGUGGGAGAAACCGUGAGCAAAACAGAUUACAUUCCCCUUCUGGAUGAUGAUGGGAAAACUGGGAACCCAGAGUCAAAGAGCAAACCUCAUUUGGAUGGUGAUCAGGUUGAAUGCACUACCCCUAGGAAACCAACAGUGUUAGCCAAUGGUGAUCAUGAACUAGAAGAGAAUGAUGCCACAGAUCCUUAUCAGAUGUACCAAGGUCAAAUCUUGUCAGAUUUGCUGUUUGCGUCUCCUGGAAUGGUGAACAGCUCACCUUUUGCUGAGCACGUGGAUCCUUCCAAAGAUAGUAUUGCAGAUGUGCCCUCCUAUGAUUCAUAUGUUUCAAGAACUGAGACAGGAUCAGGAGGAUGGCCUAUGGAAGCCCAGCCUCCUUCUGACCCAUCACCCUUUGUCUUCCUGGAAGAGUCUGACCCUCAGCCUCUACAGCCCACAGCAGAGCCAAUCAAGGAAGUUGAGAUGGAGAUGGCACCAUCAAUGAAGGCACCAUCAAUGAAGGAGGCAGCAAUGACCCUGGAACCAUCUGUGGAAGUGGAGAAAGCACCAGCAACGGAGAUAGCACCAGCCCAGGAGGUAAAGAGCGAACCAGCUGUGGAAGUGGCAUUAGUCAAGGAGGAGGUAGAGGAUGAACCAGCUAUGGAGGUGGUGUCAGUCAAGAUGUUAGAGGAUGAGCCAGUUGUGGAGGUGGCAUCAGUCAAGGAGGUGGAGUAUGAACCAACUUUAGAGGUAGCACCAGACAGAGACACUCAGGCAGAACAAGCUAUAGAUGUGACACCAACUCAGCAGACCCAAGAGGUACCAUCUGUGGAUAUGGAACUGGCCAAGGAGACCAAGGUGAUACCAGUCAAGGAAGCCCAGGAGGCACCAGCUGUUGAGGUAGUGAAGAUGCCAGCUGUGGAGGUGGAACCAACCAAGGAAGACCAGCAGGCACCAGCCAUGGAAUUGACACUGACCAAGGAGAUAGACACGGUAAUGACACCAACCAAGGAUGUGAAAGUAGAGAAAACAAGUGACCUUCAGAGACUGGCAUCCCCCCAGGCUGAAGGGAGUCUGGCUUUCGUAGCCUCACCAGGGUCCCCUAAGAUACCUGGCAUGGACAGUUUGCAACCACUGCAAGAACAGAAACUGCAGGAAGUUGUUUCUCCUAAUACAGAACCAAGAACCGAUUUCAGAGUGGCUGAUAUGGAUCAUUUGGAACAAGCAGCUCCUGUUCCUGUAGCUGAAGUGAAUCCUUUUAAACCUUGUUCUGAGAAUUCCCCAGUUUUACUUACUGAAGUACCUUCAGAACCAGUUGUAGUUGUAGAACAAAAAGUAUAUUUGCCAGAAACCUCAGUCCCUGCAGAAGAUAAAGCUUUACAGAAACUGGAAGAGAUUAAAGCCCUGAUAGCUUCUCCUGCGAUUAUAGCGGGAACACUAAAUACAACACCAGUAAUCCAAACUAAAGCAUCCCCACUAGAAGAAACCAUUCCUUCCGUUGGUUUCACUGAAUUAGAAAAGCCGAAGGGAGAGAUGGAGCAUUGCCAUGUUUCACCUUCAGAACCUCCUCUGGAGCCUACAGGUGCCCCCACUGCACAAGCAAAACAAGCUUACAAACCCAGUGACCGAAGGUUUGGUACGCCCAAGCCUGUAUCUUUUAUUGAUGUGCCCACUGAGCAGGUGGGAAGCUAUUCUCAGCAGAAGAUUCCUGAUCAAAGACUGGACCCCUUAUUUUGGUCAGAAUCAGGAUGGACUGGUUCCUCCCCCAGAUCCAGAUUUCCCCAUAGGAGGACACCCCAUACUGAUUUCCUGGAAUCUCGAAGGGACCUUGGAAGGGAGACAUGGGAUAUAGAAUGCACACCAGCAACACUGAAGAAAAAGAAGAAAAAAUCUAAGCAAAAGAAAUAUCUUCAACCCCCAGUUGGGCAACCUUGGGAUGAAAACACCGAGGUAUCCAAAGCUCAUCUUACAGGAUCUGACUCAUCAAAGCCAGGUGUUACAUCAGGGCAGUCUACUGCCAUGACUAAGGAAUACAGGCCUGUGUCUAAAGAGUACUCUAGAAAAGGAACCAUGGCUCGCCCAAAAGAAACCAAACUGGUGGCUGCAUCCUCUGCCUUAGAGAGCUCGAGUAUCUCACUGAGUCCUACCCAGGAAGCCAUUAAAGGUGAAAGCCAUCCUCAGAUUGUGGGGGGUACAAAGGAAGAAAGGAGCACCACUAAAGUAAAAGAGGUCCAAGAUGUUGGCUUGUCAUCACAGAGCAAAAGCCCAAUGAACAAGGAGGCUCUGCCACAGCCAAGUACAGGUGAAGAUCCUGCUUUGGAUAAAGUGCAUACAAUGGGAAUGGUGGAUUUGAAACCACCAUGUCCAAACAAACAAGUAGAAGCUCCUUUUGAGGCCAAACCUGAAGAAGGAGGCUUUACUGCUAACAUGAAUCAGGAAGCUAAGGAUGUAGUUUCAAAACCUAUAACACCCCAAGAGCAGAUUGAAUUGGCAGCAGUAGAGGCAAGUGUUUUGGCCGAUGGUAGAAAGGUGAGAGCUGGUGAAAGCAAAGCAGCUGACCAGUGUGCACCGACGUCACCCAGUCUUUUAAAGAAUAAGGUGGAACCGAAUGUAACCAAAACACCUGAACACAACAUUUUUCCUGAGCAAAGCCAGGAGGUGGGAAAUCUUGCUUCUGAGCAGCCAUGGUACUGUGUGGCAGGUUCUAUCCCUCAUAAAGGGCUGGAACGACCUGAGAAAAUUGGUGAUAGUAAAGGGAGAAAAAUGAGAGAGAGUGGAGAAUGGCCAGUCAUUCUGGAGGCACAGAAGGAUGGUGUAAAUCUUGGGGCAAGUGGAAAAAUACCCCAAACGAAAGGGAUGAAUGUCCACAAUGAGCAUAAAGGGGUAGAAUCUAUGUCUUCCAGUCAAGUUUUAGAGACAAUGUCUAGUCUUAUUAAGACUGUGACAGAGGAACCCAAAGAGAAAGUUGACUCAGUUGUGGAUGUUGAAAGUACUUCAAAAGUAGUAAGUCCUUUGGAUGAUAAGAUAGACACAGGUCGUACUGUUGCAGCUGUUGUAGAAAAACAUAUGGCUGAAAGUCUAGAAAAGGGUAUUAGUGAGCAGAACAAGGAGGGAGUGUCUCCUGUUUCUGAAUGUCUCUUGGCAAGUCCCCCUGAGCCCAGUGCAGCUGUCCGAGUUACUGAGAAGCCUAAAAAGAGGGGCAGUGAUGGGAAAAACAAAAAGUUAAAAAAAAGUUAUCCUGGACAGCCUGCUUUGUUGGAGAGCAAAAUAGAUGCACAUGUUCUGCCCAUUGCCGACAUGAAUGGAAAUCAGGACAAACCAGUUGAUUUCUCUGAUAAAAAUAAAGAGUUCAUACUCCUUCCCUCCAAAAUUUCUGAUCCUUUGCUUUUAGGAGUUUCUGACAAAUCUGGAAAGCAGUCAGUUGGUGAAAAAGAUAAAGUCACCGAAGCUAGUUCUUCUGAGCCCCGGGCAUUUGUUGAGAACACAAAGCAUACUGCUAAGAACUCUGCUUCCACUUUUUUGGAUGCUAAUAGAACAAAUGUUAGUUGUGAUGAACAAACCCUUCCUCUGGGACCUCCCCCUUCAGGGCAGCGUGUGGAGGGUAAAAUGGAAAUGACUGUGGGUCAAGUGGUAGUGGCUGACAAACCAAAGAAAAGGGGUAUUGAUGGGAAAAGUAAAAAGGAUAAAAAUACCCACCCUUUUGUAGAGAGUAAACCAGGUAAAAUUGGAGUACAGAUUCCUGUGGAAACCAAAGCAGAAUUUAAAGUUGAGGGAAUGAGCUGUGUGGAUGAAAACAGAAAUAUUACAUAUUGCUGUUCAGAACUGCCAAGUAUUUGGUCCCUUUUGUCUGAAUCAGAGGUUUGUGGUAAACCACAUUCCCUAGUUUUCUCAGAUGCACAGAAGAGUGGCUCUUUCCCAGAUACCUUAGCAGAAAGUGGGAAAGAGACCUCCAAGGCAGAGGCUUCCAAAUUACUAUCAGUAAAUGACCCCAGAGAAGACAUACUUGUGGGUGAGGACAGAGCAGGUAGCCUAGGGACAGGUCCCCCGGUUGAUUAUCUUCCCAGCACAGCAGUCGUUCCUUGUGUUAGAGUAGCCACAGAAACAGAGAGACACCAAGGGAAUCACAGUGUUAGGAAAAAAGGAAAAUUCAGCUUAGCUGGGCAUAUUGGCCCAUCACAAAAUGAAGCAUGGAUGGAUGAAAGACAGGUAACAAUAGAAAGUGAUGAGAAAGUCAAAGAAAACAAUUUUCAGGGUUCUGUGGAAGCUAAUACCACUGAGCAGCCCCAGGAGAAGAAGACAGAGCCAGUAAAGGAACAGGUUCAUCUGCACAUGCAAGUAGAAGAUGCAGGUCUCAGGUUGGAGGACAAAGACACCAACAAAAAGAAUGCAGAUGGAAGCAUUUUCCAAGUGCUCAUAGAGAAUGAGAUGGAGAAAGGGAAAGCCCUAGUUACAGAUGAAGUCUUGCCAGGCAAUAAAAGUGAAAAAUUGGACUUUCUUGAGGACAAGACUAGUCAAGGAUUAGAUUCCAAGGACCCAGGAAGUUCAGCUGGCAAGGUGGACAUAACUAUUCUGCCUGUUGAACAGGAAAAAACCCAAAUGGAAAAACUCAGUCCUGGCUGUAAAAAUAUAGACCAAGAAGGUAGCCUCUUAGAACCCUCAGACUUCUCAGCAGAUCUAUCAGAUGCUAGGGAAGAAGCUAUUCCAUUGGAAGUUGUUGUAGAUAAAUUGUCACCAACUGUUAUAAAGAGUACUCAAUCCCCAAAGCCUAAAGAUACAGUCUUAGAAGCACCUCAGAAGUUGACAGAAAAAUCUGGGCAGCGUGCACUGGGAGAGGGAAAGGCAGAAGUGAGAAGCAAAGUAGCAGAACCAUUGAAAGGCUACAUGAGGCCUACCAAAUCGAGGGGACUCACUCCCCCGUUGCUGAGACCUGCUGUUCCCGAUCGAGAGAAACCUAAGCUUCAGAAGGCUCAUGCUAAACCAGAUGAAGUUCAGCCCUCUGCAAAUUUGAAUGGAAAUGAUAUCACUGCUCCUCCAAACAAGGAGCUCCCCCCGAGCCCUGAGAAGAAAAAGCCAUCAACCACUACUCCACCUGCAAAGACUGCUACACCGAAAACCAAAUCAGUGCCCACUCCCACCCCCAAGCGGCCAGUUUCCACUACUCCUGGUGGCCCAAGCAAAAAGCCCAUGAGCCCUGCUCCAGGCCUAGCACCAGCUGCCCCACCCAAACGACCUGCUGCCGCCACUGCUGCUGCCCGGUCCACUUCCUUAAUUUCAAGAGAUGGAAAACCAAAGGCUGUGGAUGCAAAGAGCCCUGAGAAACGAACCUCACUGUCUAAAUCUCCUGCCACCACUACUAAAACUGCCUCAAAGAGCACCCCAACCACCCCACGAGUCACAGUGGCUGUUUCGCCCAUGGCAACUGGUCCAGCCAGUAGGAGCACCUCUACUUCUCCUCCUAAGAAGCCUUCCUCUCUCAGGAGCGAGUCAAAGCCGACAGACAUCAAGAAGACUACUACAAAAUCCUCACUAGCGGACUUAAGUCGUCCAAAGAGUGCCCCUACCAUCACUCAGAAGAUCACCAGCACCACAUCUUCAGGGGGUCCUCCCUUGCCGGGGGCAGCUUCCAGCCGGGUCAAGCCCAAAUCUGUCCCCCUGAGGCCACCUACAACUUCCUCUGUGGAUACCAAGAAGCCAGGAGUGCCUAAGGUUGCCCCAACUAAACCAAAUUCUGCAGCACCACGGCCCAGCCGCCCAGUAACUAGCGUCUCUGUGCCAGAUCUUAAAAAUGUUCGUUCUAAGAUUGGCUCCACAGACAACAUCAAACACCAGCCAGGUGGAGGCCGGGCCAAAGUAGAGAAAAAAACAGAGGCCAUCGGUACAGCACGAAAGCCUGAACCCAGUGCAGUCACUAAAACAACCACCACCUAUAAAGCAGCUGAAACAAAAGAGAGUGCACAAAAACAGCCCAAUGGGAAAGUCCAGAUAGUCUCCAAAAAAGUGAACUACAGCCAUGUUCAAUCCAAGUGUGGUUCCAAGGACAAUAUUAAGCAUGUCCCUGGAGGUGGGAAUGUGCAGAUACAAAAUAAGAAAGUUGACAUUUCCAAGGUGGCCUCAAAGUGUGGCUCCAAAGCAAAUAUCAAACACAAACCUGGAGGAGGUGAUAUCAAGAUUGAAAACCAGAAGCUGAACUUCAAGGAGAAAGCCCAGGCAAAAGUGGGUUCCCUGGAUAAUGUUGGGCACUUGCCUGCGGGUGGCACAGUCAAGACUGAGGGGAGCGGCGAGGUGGCCCCACUGUGCCUGGCCCCUCCGAGCGGGGAGCCACCUGAGGCCCAAGCAGGCCCCAACACGCAGGCGAAUGGCGUAGGGCACCUAACCCCCUCAUUGGGUGGUGACCAAAGGGAAACUCAGACCUUCGACACCCAGAUCCAGGAGACAAAUUGAAACCUACAAGCUGACGUUCCGUGAAAAUGCCAAGGCCCGCACUGAUCAUGGAGCUGACAUUGUCUCCAAACCCUCCCCCUUCCCUGGCAACACCACCUUCAUCAGUCAGAGCUUCAACUCCCUUGCCUUGGCCAGCCCUUGGCAGCAGCAGCAGCAGCAGCAAUAGCAGCCUCCCACCAUAGGAGUGGCUGCCCCAGCGGCUUUUUCUCCCAAAGGCUUGUGACUGGGCUCCACAUUCUCACGGCCUCUGUGGGAGCUCUUUUCGAGGAUUGGCCAGCUCAGCUCUUUUGUAUCCCGUGCUCCCAAGACACACGUGCACACCGAUUUGGAAUGCCAGAGCUCAGUGUGUGUCUCUCUUCUUCCCCCUUCCUUCUCCACCCAUGCUGCAGUCCUUCAGAGCCCAGACUUCCCCUGCUGUCACCUCCCCCUUUGGAAAGGUGGACCUUCACUGGGGAGGUGACUCUUUUUCCAUAGCAGGGCUUGGAGGGAGGGGAAUGCUAGACACAGGAAGAAAGCUGAAGCUUUUCCUGAUGCAGCCCCCCUGUCCACCUACAUCCCAUGCAUGUCCCAAACCUGGCUUUCUUUCCCUACCCACUAAAGCUGAAGCUAUACACACACAUGGCCUGUGCCACCCCCAGGAGCAGUGCUAACGAGGGGCGGCUUGAGCUCCAAUGGAAAAAGCUGGCAGCCAAUUUCCUCGGUUUUUUCCUUUUCCUUUUUUUUUUCAGACAAAAAAAGAGAGAAAAACUAAAAAACCAACAUAAAUUUUGUUCUUGCUGCUUAAGUUUCUGGUGUUCCUAUUUAAUGAAAAAAUAUAUAAUGCACACACACUAGGCUGUUCUUACCCAAUAAUUUAGCUUUUUCAUUUUUCUUUGUGAUGAAGUGUUGACAGUUUCAUUGUGCUUACCAACCUCAUCUAAGUUUCCUUUAUUAAUUUUUUCCUCUUACUCCCCUCUUUCCAACCCCAGCAGUCCUAGGAUAGGUAGAGAUGUUAAUCUCUGUAUUGACAUACAUAUCCAUGCAGGUGUAACUUCUUUCUUUAAAAUCUAAAAAUCUGAUGAAAUUCUUUUAUGGGUUGAAGCCAUGUUUGAAAAGAAAGUACUAAGAAUGUGUUGGAGGGAAGAUGGCCUUGAGGAAUACAUUGAAUUGCCAUAAUGGAUUGGCUGGGUGCCUCUACCCAGAAGUGAACUGUUUGGUGGCCAAAGGCCCAGUCAGAGAGAAUUGGAUUGCAACCCUGAUGCCCCAAUCUAGGUGUGAGGUCUGCAGGAUAGGCCUGGCUCCUCAGAGGAGGCUGCCAAGAAUAUGGAAAUGGGAUGGGAGUUGGGGGAGUUGUGGUAAAUAGGUGGGAUUUUCUUUCUAUCGUGAGAAGGAUCCAGUUUGAUGUGUGAUGAUCAAGGGGUUGUGUGUGUGUGUGUGUGUGUGUGUGUGUGUGUGUGUGUGUGUGUGUUUGUUGAUCUUUUCUAACAAAGACUGGUCAUGGGGUUGAUGUACUGUAUUACACCACAGGAUUGAGACCCUGAAGAAUCAGGAACCCUGUCACCAAUAGCAGAGAGGGAACUGGGUUUCUGAGGGACAGAGUCCCAAUGGGACAGGUGAAGUGGCCCCAAACAGCUUUGUGCCUGGAAUUUUAAGGAGGUGGGGAGAAUCAGGUUUGACGAAGAAACAAGCAAAAAAGAGGACUAAAAAAGGAGGACAGUCUGGUUAAAGAGAGAAGGGUAGGGGUGAGGAAUGGAGGGGGUGCCCAGAGGAGUCCCCUCAAGGGCCAGGUCCUCCUCUUGGGCAAAAUCAACAAGAAUGAUGUCAAAUCCUGGGAUCUGUAUGACACAUGAAGAUUCUUAUUGCACUUGUAUUUUUUUAUAUUAAAGUUUGCAUGGUUUCUAAUAAAACAAUAUUAAAACAUAAUGUAAUUUGCAUUGAAAAUGUCUGGGAGUCUCUUAAGUGCUUUUUCCUCUUGAAAAGCCAGAUCCAUUAGGGUAGCUUUGCAUCUGACAGGAUUGGCCACCAGUCAGUACUCAGACCCUUCCUGACCCUUCCCUCUGACUUUUGGCCCCAGAGGCAGCAUGGUCUUCUACCCUUUGACAUGGGAAUUUAUCUAAGUUGUGCUCCUUCAGCUGUGUAUUUGAGGGGAAGAGGUUUUCCUUGCAACCACAGUUCUGGCCACCGUAUCCUUAUUGACUUUAUCCAGUCAGUCACUUUGACCCUCCACUAUACCCUACCCCGAAGGUUUUCCAUCUGUAAACUUACAUGGGAUAGGACAAAAAGGAGAUGAAGGCAGCCUUUAGUGAUGGUGAAAGGGCCGGUCUUACCCUCUCCCCUUGGUGGUGCCCAGGUGCUUCACCUUAACUUGUGAAUAGGGUUCUAGAGGUAUCCAGCUAAGUAGUUGUCAGGACAAAGCUGUGACUUGUGUCUUGAGCUCCACAAUAGCUAAGGGCUUUUUGUUUGUAAUGUUUAUGAAGUACUGUACAUACAUCUCUGUCCCUUCCUCCAGAUGGCCUGCUCUGUCAGAACUGGAAGGAACCUCAGAGAUGGCCCAGUCCAACCACCUCACUUAUAGAUGAGGAAACUGAGGUACAGAGUUGUAACCUGACUUGGAUCAUAUACAGAGUAGGUAGCAGUGCCAGCUUGAUUCUCCCUUUUAAGUGGAAGAAUUGCAAAAUGUGUAGGAAGUUGUAACUGGAGAGUCUCAGUGAGCUUGGGGUUUUUGGAGAGAAAGUUGUGGUGGGCCUAUUAUCACUUUAAGAGGAAGGCAGGAGCUAUGCAGUCUGGGAAAAGGCUGGUUUUAAAAAUGAAAGCUAAUCCAUUAUGACUCUUGCUUAGUUAGCCAGUGGAGUAGAGGAGUGUGUGGGCACAUGGCAUGUAUACAUACAGAUUUUUCUUGUUAGCUUCCCUUGCUAUCUUGUGGCAGCUUCUGGACAUCUGGUCCUAUAGUGUGGAAAGAACAGGUGGAGAGAGCACUGAGCUUGCCUGGAGCCGCUGGUGGUCUCACUAAUGCCCCUUGGGGGCAUUCUUAACUUCAAGCAUUCAAAUUUCUCUGAGGCACCUGGCCUAUGAACCUUUCAGGUUCUCAACAAGCUGUGGAAGGGAAGGGAGGUUUCCUUUAGUCACUUCCUCCCCAAUCAGGGACAACUGGAGACAGAGAAGACAGCGGGCACCUGCCCCUCUCUCUGUCUCUCUUAGAGCCUGAGUUGAAAGUGUUGAACCUAGGUCCACAUUAAAUCAGAUUACUUGAUCAGUCAGUCCUGUGAUUCCUGGAAGCAUCAAUGGGCUUUUCCCUCUCCUCACCUGGAUGAAACCAAUUUUGAAGGGUUGAGGGUGUGAUAGUGAUGGUUUCAGUUAUUCCCAUGGAUCUUUAUCACUAUGUCCCUUUCUCAGAUGUCGGGUGAGGUCUUUUGCCCCAGGAUGACAGGCAGGUCCUAGGCCAGUUCUGCCUCAUAGGAGGGGGCCAGGGCCAUCCCCUUACAGGCCUUGAAUCUUGGGAAAUGUCUGAUUAUUUGAUGGCCCUUCAUGAGGGCUGGACCUUGGCCUACCUUGAACUGCACCUUCUUAGUAAUGUCACACUUGAAACUUUUAUCUCCUUCCUUCCCCCAUUUAUGGACACCAGGGAGCAGGACCGUGCGGGGGGGAGUGUGUGUAAAUGGGGGAAGAUCUGGUUGGGUAGUCUGUUCCUCAUCCCACUUCUGGCCAACCACAGGAUCAAGCGUGGGGCCAGUUCUUAAACCUUCCCUCCCCCACUCUCUAGGACAUUGACUGUUGGCUGAUGGACAGUGAGGUUCAGAUGGGAUGCUGCAUCCUCCCUCAUCUUGUCCCAGCUAGUGAGACUGGCAGGCUGCUAUAGGAACAUGGUCCACAGAAAGGGGAUGGUGUGAUGUGCUUUUGGGAAGUCUCAGACUUGGGGUUUUUUCUCGUUCUCCUAGUUUGCUUGUGGUUAUUGUUGCUGUCCCUCCUAGCUGUUCUAUGGCACUCUUUGAGUGACUUUGUGAUUUUGACUAUUGUAAAGAUUUGAAAUAACUACAUAAAUAAAGCUUCUCAGUGUUCUAA